Molecule: messenger RNA, 144 nt
Organism: Anisakis simplex (herring worm)
Lineage: Eukaryota; Metazoa; Nematoda; Chromadorea; Rhabditida; Anisakidae
Source: the annotation of a GenBank genome assembly
AUGUGGAGUGCAGCGUUUUGGCUGCUCUCAUUGUUGAAAGCAUUCACCCAAGCACAAUAUGGAGUGCCUCCAGUACAACACACUUAUGCGAGGUCAUCACCUGUGCGUAAUGGUUCGUUAUUGUCUAAAUUGACGAAUUUUUGA